This is a messenger RNA of Homarus americanus (American lobster), 1938 nucleotides long. RefSeq lists its product as uncharacterized. Lineage: Eukaryota; Metazoa; Arthropoda; Malacostraca; Decapoda; Nephropidae. The transcript is spliced from 4 exons. The coding region runs from base 1 to 1938 and encodes 645 amino acids. The record is from RefSeq and is a predicted model, not a curated record.
AUGGCGGGAUCAGUCUUCUUGGCAGCUCUUACUGGCGGGGAUCAGUCUUCCCUUAGCAGCUCUACUGGCGGGGAUCACCUUGGCAGCUCUACUGGCGGGGAUCAGUCUUCCCUUAGCAGCUCUACUGGCGGGAUCAGUCUUCCUUGGCAGCUCUUACUGGCGGGAAUCAGUCUUCCCCUUAGCAGCUCUACUGGCGGGGAUCAGUCUUCCCUUGGCAGCUCUUACUGGCGGGGAUCAGUCUUCCUUAGCAGCUCUACUGGCGGGGAUCAGUCUUCCUUAGCAGCUCUUACUGGCGGAUCAGUCUUCCCUUGGCAGCUCUUACUGGCGGGAUCAGUCUUCCCUUGGCAGUCUCUUUGGCGGGGAUCAGUCUUCCUUAGCAGCUCUUACUGGCGGGGAUCAGUCUUCCCUUACAGCUCUUACUGGCGGGAUCAGUCUUCUGCAGCUUACGGCGGGGACGUAGCAUUUACUGGCGGGACAGUCUUCCCUUGGCAGCUCUACUGGCGGGGAUCAGUCUUCCCUUGGCAGCUCUACUGGCGGGGAUCAGUCUUCCCAGCAGCUCUUACUGGCGGGGAUCAGUCUUCCCGGCAGCUCUUACUGGCGGGGAUCAGUCUUCCCUUAGCAGCUCUUACUGGCGGGGAUCAGUCUUCCUUUGCAGCUCUUACUGGCGGGGAUCAGUCUUCCCUUGGCAGCUCUUACUGGCGGGGAUCGUCUUCCUUGCAGUUUACUGGCGGAUCAGUCUUCCUUAGCAGCUCUUACUGGCGGGGAUCAGUCUUCCUUGGCAGCUCUACUGGCGGGGAUCACUCUUACUGGCGGGGAUCAGUCUUCCUUAGCAGCUCUUACUGGGGAUCAGUCUUCCUUGGCAGCUCUACUGGCGGGGAUCAGUCUUCCUUAGCAGCUCUUACUGGCGGGAUCAGUCUUCCCUUGGCAGCUCUUACUGGCGGGAUCAGUCUUCCCUUAGCAGCUCUACUGGCGGGGAUCAGUCUUCCCUGGCAGCUCUUACUGGCGGAUCAGUCUUUAGCAGCUCUUACUGGCGGGGAUCAGUCUUCCCUUGGCAGCUCUUACUGGCGGGAUCAGUCUUCCCUUAGCAGCUCUUACUGGCGGGAUCAGUCUUCCCUUAGCAGCUCUUACUGGCGGGGAUCAGUCUUCCCAGCUCUUACUGGGGAUCAGUCUUCCUUGGCAGCUCUUACUGGCGGGGAUCAGUCUUCCCCAGCAGCUCUUACUGGCGGGAUCAGUCUUCCCUUAGCAGCUCUUACUGGCGGGGAUCAGUCUUCCCGCGCAGCUCUUACUGGCGGGAUCAGUCUUCCCUUGGCAGCUCUUACUGGCGGGAUCAGUCUUCUAGCAGCUCUUACUGGCGGGGAUCAGUCUUCCUUAGCAGCUCUUACUGCUCUUACUGGCGGAUCAGUCUUCGGCAGCUCUUACUGGCGGGAUCAGUCUUCCUUAGCAGCUCUUACUGGCGGGGAUCAGUCUUCCCGCAGCGCUCUUCUGGCGGGGAUCAGUCUUCUAGCAGCUCUUACUGGCGGGGAUCAGUCUUCCUUGGCAGCUCUUACUGGCGGGAUCACUCUUACUGGCGGCGAUCAGUCUUCCCUUAGCAGCUCUUACUGCGGGGAUCAGUCUUCCCGAGCAGCUCUUACUGGCGGGGAUCAGUCUUCCUUAGCAGCUCUUACUGGCGGGAUCAGUCUUCCCAGCAGCGCUACUGGCGGGAUCAGUCUUCAUGCGCUCUUACGGCGGGGAUCAGUCUUCCGAGCAGCUCUUACUGGCGGGAUCAGUCUUCCCGAGCAGCUCUUACUGGCGGGGAUCAGUCUUCCCUUAGCAGCUCUUACUGGCGGGGAUCAGUCUUCCCAUCAGCUCUUACUGGCGGAUCAGUCUUCCUUAGCAGCUCUUACUGGCGGGGAUCAGUCUUCCCAGCAGCUCUUACUGGCGGGAUCAGUCUUCCCUUAG